AUGCGUCUCCCAGUCAUCCGCACACUGGUUGCGCUGCUGCCUGCAGUAGCAGCAGUCGCGACUCAAGAUGCUUCUUCUACCGCCUCUGCCAGCGCUGUCAAUCCUAUGACAGAGAAGCCCCCUGCAGCUGUUCCUUCCGCAACUGGCGCUCCCUCUGCCCUCAUCCCAUCUGGACCUUUGCCUCCUUCCCAGGAGCUCUGCACUUCCCCAAUCUACUGUCCCGGUCCCCUCCUUCAAGCUGUACAGCUAGCCGGCAUCUUCGAGGACAGCAAGACCUUUGUCGACAAGGCCACUUCUAGGCCCGAAUCGGAAGUCCUGGACAACUUUAACAAGCUCGGUGGCGGCAACGUCAGCAACAUCACCUACCAGGAGAUUGUUCAAUUCGUCGACGACAACUUCGUAGCUGAAGGUGUCGAGCUUGUUCCCGCCGUUCUUGGCAGCGAGUUUGUCCAAGAUCCGGAGUUUCUCCAAGGCGUCGAGGAUCAAGUGGUGCGCGACUGGCUCAAGCAGGUCCACAGCUACUGGGAGUUGCUUGCACGCACCACCAACUCGUCCAGUCCCUCUGGUGUCCAGUGUGACGGCUGUGUGAGCUCCUUCAUCCCCUUCAACGAGAGCCGAGUCUUUGUGGUACCCGGUGGUCGUUUCCGCGAGCUCUACUACUGGGACACUUACUUUGUCAUCGAGGGUCUGAUCACCUCGCAGCUGCAGUCGGUUGUCAAGGCGAUUCUUGAGAACUUUGGCGACUUGAUCGACCGUCUUGGCUUCAUCCCCAACGGCAACCGUGUCUACUACCAGAACCGAUCUCAGCCUCCCUUCUUCACCCUGAUGAUCGGCAAGUACAUCGAGGCUUACAACGACACUUCGGUCCUGCAGCGCUUUCUUCCCUUGCUUGAGCGAGAGAUGUCGUUCUGGAAAAACAACCGAACUAUCGAGUUCACUUCUCCCUUCACCAACAAGACUCACAACAUCACCCACUACCAUGUCAACACUUCGGCACCGCGGCCCGAGAGCUACCGAGAGGAUUACAAGACGGUCGAGGAAGCCUCGCAAUCCGGUCUUGAGCUCAACGAAACAUUCAAGGCGCAGCUCUACUCGGACCUUGCUUCUGGUGCCGAAAGUGGAUCCGACUACUCGGCUGCUCGCUGGUCCAAGCGUGCUACCAUGAACUUGACCGACAUGAUCCCUGCUCAGCGCUUCCUCAACACUGAUGCUCAGCUUCCUGUUGACCUCAACGCUAUUCUCUUUGCUUGUGAACAGAAGCUGUCUGCCUUCUACAGGAUCAACGGUAACGGUACUCAGCCUAACACCACGCGCGCCAACUACUGGGCUCAGCAGGCUCAAGCUCGUAAGGAGGCUGUGCUUGACGUCUUCUGGGACCCAAGCAAGAAGUUCUUCUAUGACUUCAACACUACUUUGGGCGACCGUGCACCUUUCUUCACUCCUUCAGGCUACUUUCCUCUAUGGGCGCAGAUCUUGCCGCAAGAGUUUGUCAAUGAGUCAAUCAGCAUUGACGAGCGCAGGCAGAAUAUGCAGAGUGUCUUCUCCGGUCUUCGAUACUUGAUCGACCGCUUCAACGGCACCAUUCCCGCCUCGCUCGUCACUACCGGUCAGCAGUGGGACUUUGCCAAUGCUUGGCCUCCUCACACCUACAUCGCCCUCGAGGCUCUUCGCACCUUGCCGGACAUGCUCGCUGCUGGGCCAGAGCUGCCUGCUGAGAACGGCACUUUUGUUCUGAUCCCCAUGGUCAACGGCACGAACCAGCUUGGUCAGUCGCUCGACAGCCUGCCUAUUCAGCCACUCGAGAACGAGCCUGGUAGCAUGAUCAACGAGACUCUUGCCGGUGCCACUGACCCGAACAACCCUUCGGUCGAGCUGGAGCCUGCUAUCAACGUCGGUAACGACACAAGCGGCGAGAGCUGGCGCGACGAACUGGUUCGCCAACUUGCCAACCGUUUCGUCGCUUCUGCUCUCUGCUCCUGGAGGGCUACGGGAGGAAAGCUCAACACAACCGACCCCAACUUCCAGCCCGUACCUGAGAGCGUCUUGAGCGCCAACGGACUCAACCCAUCCACCUCGAUCGGCAACAUGUUUGAGAAGUUCAACGCUUCCGAUGUCAAUGCAGCGGGCGGUGGAGGUGAAUAUGCUGUCCAAAUAGGCUUUGGUUGGACCAAUGGUGUUGCUAUCUGGCUUGGUGGUCAGUUGGGAGCCAACUUGACCAGACCUGAAUGUCCUCCUGUCGUUGUUCAAGAGAAGACGAUGGCGGAAGAGUAA
Messenger RNA from Ustilago hordei, 2271 nucleotides. RefSeq lists its product as uncharacterized. Lineage: Eukaryota; Fungi; Basidiomycota; Ustilaginomycetes; Ustilaginales; Ustilaginaceae. The transcript has a single exon. The coding region runs from base 1 to 2271 and encodes 756 amino acids. Gene Ontology annotation, biological process: trehalose catabolic process. Gene Ontology annotation, molecular function: alpha,alpha-trehalase activity. The record is from RefSeq and is a predicted model, not a curated record.